AUGUUUAUUAGUACCACAAAAGGUUUCAUUACACGUCCACAAACAACUUGGAUUAUAUUUCAAUUCAAAAAACGACAUAAUUCAACAACACCAUCAACAAAAUUAACUUCAAGUUAUUUUCAUCAUGUUUCAUCACUUCCAUUUGUGUAUAAAACAAUAAGUCAAAGUUUUGAUGAAACAGCUACGAAAUACCCUGAUCAUGAAUGUUAUGUUUUUAAAAGUGAACAAAAACGAUAUACAUUUAAAUCAUUCAAAAAUGAAGUUGAUAGUUUAGCUGCAUCUCUUAUGGAAUUAGGCUUUGAAAAAGGUGAUCGAUUUGCUGUUUGGUUGCCAAAUACAUCAGAAAAUGUUGCAAUGUCAUUUGCUGCAUCCAAAUUAGGUCUUAUCAAAGUUAAUAUAAAUCCAGCUUAUGUUGGACGUGAACUUGAAUAUUGUAUAAACAAAGUUGGAUGUAAAGGUAUUAUACUUUCACCAACAGUUAAAAUCAUUGAAUCAUUAUCAUUAUUUCGUCGACUUGUACCAGAACUUGAUCAACAUUCAAUAUCUCGAGAACUUUCAUCAAAAACAUUACCAACAUUAAAACAUGUUAUUCUAACUGGUAAACAAUCAUCUAUAUCUGGAGUUCGUUUAUAUGAUGAUUUAAUUGAACGUGGUACAAAAUUAUCACAUAAAAAAUUAAAUGAACGACAAGCAUCUGUUAAUCCUGAUUCACCUGUUACAAUAUUUUAUACAUCAGGUACAACAGGUCAACCAAAAGCAGCAACAUUAACCAACUUUGGUAUGCUCAAUUUAGUUCAUGCUCAAUGGGAACAUCUUGGACGUUACUUUACUCGUCUUUGUGUCCCUAUUCCAUUCUUUCAUAUUUUUGCAGAAGUUGUCGGUAUACUUAAUGUUGCUGUAGCAAAAUGUAAAAUUGUUGUUCCAGCUAUUUUACCUGAUACAGUUUCAACAAUGAAAGCCAUACAUGAAGAAAAAUGUACAGCACUUAUUGGUGCACCAAUUAUCUUUCGAGAUAUUUUAACACAUCCAGAUCGAAAAAAAUAUGAUUUAAGUUCAUUAAUCUUUGCUAUACUUGGUGCCAGCCCUAUACAUAUUGAUUUUUUAUGUCAGUUAGAAAAAGAAUUUCCAAUUACACGUGUUGCUCAAGGCUAUGGAAUGACAGAAAAUUCUGCAAUACUUACAAGUGGUAUGUGGGCUGGUGAUGAAGAUCCAAAACGUCGUCUAGGAUCUCUUGGACGAUGUAUGCAACGUUUAGAAAUUAAAGUUGCUGAUCGAGAAGGAAAUUCUCUACCUAUUGGACAACAAGGAGAAAUUUGGGCAAGAGGUUAUCCAAUUAUGAUUGGAUAUUAUGGCGAUCCAGAGAAAACAAAAGAAGCAUUAACAUCAUCAGGAUGGCUUCGAACAGGUGAUCAAGCAACUAUGGAUGAAGAUGGUUAUCUUUAUUUUGUUGGACGUCAAAAAGAAAUAAUUAUUCGUGGUGGUAUUAAUAUUUAUCCAAUUGAAGUUGAAAAUGCAAUAACUGAACAUCCAAGUGUUGCUGAAGCACAAGUUUUUUCUAUUCCUGAUGAACGUCAUGGUGAAGAAGUAUGUGUAUGGAUUAAACUAAAAUCAGAUGCACCUUCAUGUCAAACAGAUGAUAUUACAAAAUUUCUUGCUGAUAAAUUAGCAUUUUUUAAAAUUCCAAAACAUAUUCGAUUUGUUGAUAAAUUUAUUAUGACACCAACAGGAAAAGUACAAAAGUUUAAAUUAUCUGAAUCAAUGGUCAAUGAAUUGAAAGAAGCAAAAAAAUAA
This is a messenger RNA of Rotaria sordida, 1791 nucleotides long. NCBI's taxonomy places the organism in Eukaryota, Metazoa, Rotifera, Eurotatoria, Philodinida, Philodinidae. The record is from the annotation of a GenBank genome assembly.